UUAGACAUAUCCCACGCACCGACAAACUGCCCAAACUGAUAUAGAGUUGGCGCGAUGGGCUGUGGAGGUAGCAAGAACACUGCCGCCCAGCCUGUUCCUAGUGCUCAGAUUGAUUCACCGGUCAAGGAUCCAGUCAAACCGCAGGAGAAGAAACCUGAUCCUUCCCCAAAACCUGCGCAGCCUCUGUCAACCGACCCUAAGCCUUCGGCUCCUUCUCUGAGCUCGUCGAGUCAGAAGCAAGAAAGCAGUCCCCCUGUGCCCGUGCAAGUUGUCGCAGCUCCAGCUCCAGCUCCAGCUCCGGCUCCGGCUCCGGCUCCAGCACCUGCAGCCGACGCUGAAGUGAAAGCGAAAGACGUCUACAAGCCAUCCCCGUUCAAGGCGCUUCCGUCCGUUGUCAGCUGGUACCCUAUGAAGGCUGUCGCAGCUGCAAGUCCAGCCGUUAUGCCAGCCAAGGUGGAGACCCUGGAGGAGGGGAACCCAGCCGUGGGUGUGGAGACUGUGAAGCAAGAAGCUGCUGUUGUCAAAGAUCAGGUGCCGGACAAGUACACAAUCAUCCUGAUCCGCCACGGAGAGAGCCAGUGGAAUGUUGAGAAUCGCUUCACGGGAUGGGUAGACGUGCCUCUGGCGCCUUCGGGGGAAGCAGAGUCUCAUCGAGCAGCCAAGGCGAUCGAGCAGGAGAAGCUGGGCAUCGACGUGGUGUAUUCAAGCGUUCUAAAGCGCGCGAUCAAGACCGGAAUGAACAUCCUGGAGGACCUUGACUUGAUGCACAUUCCUAUCAUCAAGCGCUGGAAGCUCAACGAACGGCACUACGGUGCUCUCCAGGGACUGAACAAGAAGGAGACGGUUGAGAAGCAUGGGAUGGAGCAGGUCAAUGUCUGGAGGAGGUCAUACGAUACUCCUCCUCCAGCCAUGGAGGAGGAUCACGAGUUCUGGCCAGGGAAGGACCCGCGCUACAAGGAUGUCAGGCCUGCCGAACUGCCCAAGUCGGAGUCGCUCAAGGACGUUGUUAACAGGUUCAUGCCUCUCUGGGAGGAAGAGCUCGUUCCUGAGAUCAGGUCUGGCAAGCGUCUCCUCAUAGCCGCCCAUGGAAACACGCUCCGAGCGCUGGUGAAGCACCUGGACAAGAUCCCCGAGGACGUCAUCACCGGCCUCAACAUCCCCACAGCCGUUCCUCUGGUCUACGAGCUGGACAAGGAGCUCAACCCCAUCAAGAGCGACCGCUCCUGGUCUCCUCUCUCGGGGUACUACCUCGGCGACGAGGAGGAGAUUCGAAGAGCCAUCGAUGGAGUCUCCAACCAGACCGCUGCCUCUCCUUCCAAGGAGCCGCCAGCCGUCCCGGCCCCGGAAGAGUUGUCUUCCAACCCAGCCCCGGCCGCUGAGUCUUCCACCGGGUCGGCCCAGGCCGAGUCUUCGGCCCCGGCCCCGGAUGUCGAGAAGCCGGCCGAGUCCGUCAAGUCAGUCGCAACGUUCAGCUCUCUUCCAUCUGUAGUCUCAUGGUAUGGCAAGUGAUGGCGAGAUGCUUGAGGGCACAUGUUGUACGACUAUGAUGCCUGAAUGACGUGGCACAAGCUUCUCAGCCGCUUGCUCCGCCCACUCUCCUUCAUAGCUUCGCGGCUACACCCUUGCACAAGGCAGCAGGAGAGCCUGAGGAGAGAAUCUUUACAGCUGUAGAGGAGAUUGCUGCGAGAUUAAAAUGAUUGCCGGAUUCUC
Guillardia theta CCMP2712 is the source of this 1710-nucleotide messenger RNA. RefSeq lists its product as hypothetical. The transcript is spliced from 2 exons. The coding region runs from base 55 to 1509 and encodes 484 amino acids. Gene Ontology annotation, molecular function: intramolecular phosphotransferase activity. Lineage: Eukaryota; Cryptophyceae; Pyrenomonadales; Geminigeraceae. The record is from RefSeq and is a predicted model, not a curated record. Gene Ontology annotation, biological process: glycolytic process.